This is a messenger RNA of Coccinella septempunctata (seven-spotted ladybird), 1442 nucleotides long. RefSeq lists its product as uncharacterized. The record is from RefSeq and is a predicted model, not a curated record. NCBI's taxonomy places the organism in Eukaryota, Metazoa, Arthropoda, Insecta, Coleoptera, Coccinellidae. The transcript is spliced from 8 exons. Bases 80 to 1375 code for a protein of 431 amino acids.
AUAGUUCGAAGUUUGUCUUACUGAAAAGGGACAUCUUUUUCGAAUUCAUUUAAUUUGAUGAUAUCUAGGGAUUACUAUUAUGGCAACUUCUACAAUGGGUGUAACGCCCCAGUACAUACAUAUGUCCGACGAAGACUUGAUUGAAGCCGGUAUACUUCCUAAGAAGCCCAAGACUCAAACGAAUAAAGCAGGAGCACCUGCGAAGGGGGAAAUGUUUAAAAUGAUGGAAAUCGAUGAAAAAUAUCUGGAAGAACUUCGUUUGGAAGCAGCCCCACUGGACUACUCAAAUUUCUGCUUUGCGAAAAAUGGCUUACGAAAUAGCAAUUAUGGUGCCAACAAAAAAAAAACCUCAAGUGAAAGUGUUUAUAACAUGAAAAAGACUCAAACCAUCAGUCGUAGAACUUCUAACGUCAACAAGGAAAUCACUCAAAAAGCUGUUAAAAAUAUAGGCAAUGUGUUGAAUAAAAGUGGUACAAAAGACUACAAAUUCAUUCCGAUGUCGCCUGAUAUUCUUGAUAAAUUGAAAGCAGAAACUAAUAAACUGAAUGUGAGGAAAGAACUGUUUAAAACGUCCCUGUCAAGGGAUAACAAAAAAUCAACAGCUUCCAAUAGGUUAUCAGUGAAUUCAUCAACGGCUCUCAAGAAUGUUAGUAGAUCCUAUAAUAGUAGAUCCCCCCUUUUGGAUAUAAAUACCGUGGAAACAUUAUUGAAGAAGAAAACUUCUCUCCAAUCAAUAGCCAAACCUCAGCAUCAGUUACCGAUUCGUACUCCAUCUAGGCUGUCAACAGUUGAAGAAGAGAAGCACACUUUGACUCCGAGUACAUCCGGAAGCACCUUGAAAAAUGAUGCCCAAUCACCAGUGUCCUCUGAUGUCGAAUUUGAAAACAUAGAAAACAUGUGCAAUACCCAGGAGCUUAAUGACAAAAUAAGAAAGAUACAAGAUAUUAUCAAAAUAGAUCGAGAAGAAUUUGGGAAGUUUAGGGAAGCCAAUGAAAAGAGAAUGAUUGAGAUAAGUUCAGUUUUGGCGGAGAUCAUUCAUGCUUCUGAGGGUAAGAAAGUAGCAAAAAGUAAUAAAAAACCGCCAAAAAGGAGGUCCAGUUUGAAAUCAUCUGAGCAAAUUCCUAAUGAAAAUGUUAGAUCUUUGAAAAAACCCGAAAAUCUGCUGAAGAAUGUAUUGAUUACUAAUAGUAAACCUCAAGGUGAAACUCCCAAACAGAAGAGGGCAGAAAAGAUGUAUAAUAAUCUGAGAGAUAGAUAUGGAAUUUUGGAGACCCCUAAAUUUGAUAAGAAAAUUUCUAAUGGCGAGUCUAAAAAUAUUUCUAUGAGGCUUCAAGAACAAUGUCUAAUGCUUUUAGAUACUCCACAGCGUAAAUAAAAACUAAACUUUAAAUUUUAUGUCUAUGUAUUAUUAAAAUGCCAAAUAUAUCUGUGAUUUAAUUCUA